Oldenlandia corymbosa var. corymbosa is the source of this 1200-nucleotide messenger RNA. The record is from the annotation of a GenBank genome assembly. NCBI's taxonomy places the organism in Eukaryota, Viridiplantae, Streptophyta, Magnoliopsida, Gentianales, Rubiaceae.
AUGAGGACGGGAAGGCAGUUCUUAGCAUCCGCCGGGAAGAACAGAGCCGCCGCCACCGCCACCGUUAGUAGAUUGGCGUUGUUAUGCCUCGGGCUCUUGGUUAUUGGUUUAUUUGCAAAUCUGUUCUGGGCUAUUAGUCCCUCUUCUAUCUUAGCUAACGCCGUUCAUUAUUAUUCCCCCACCCGAAUCUUCUUCGUUCCUUCUUCUCCUAACGCAAACACAGCUACUCCUUCCCAGGAGGGUAAAUCUAAGACUUCUGGGAAGAGGGUUCUAUCAGCCACAUUUGCUGAUUUGCCAGCUCCCCAGUUGAAAUGGGAACAGAUGGCCUCUGCUCCCGUGCCCCGUCUUGAUGGUGCUGCCAUUCAAAUUAAGAAUCUUCUUUACGUAUUUGCUGGUUAUGGAACCAUUAACUAUGUCCACUCUCAUGUGAACGUUUACAACUUCUCGGAUAAUUCUUGGGGAGGAAGAUUUGACAUGCCGAAAGAAAUGGCCCACUCGCAUUUGGGCAUGGCAACAGAUGGGAGGUACAUCUAUGUAGUUACCGGACAAUAUGGUCCUCAAUGUAGGGGGCCUACAGCACGAAAUUUUGUGCUUGAUACAGAGUCCAAGCAGUGGGAGGGUUUGCCUCCUCUACCGGUUCCUAGGUACGCACCCGCUACACAACUCUGGAGAGGAAGACUUCAUGUGAUGGGUGGGAGCAAAGAGAAUCGGCACACACCUGGAUUGGAGCACUGGAGUAUUGCAGUAAAAGAUGGAAAAGCUUUAGAAAAGGAGUGGAGAUCUGAGAUUCCUAUCCCCCGCGGUGGACCCCAUAGAGCUUGUGUUGUUGUGGAUGACCGACUGUAUGUCAUUGGUGGCCAGGAGGGUGACUUUAUGGCGAAACCUGGAUCACCUAUCUUUAAAUGCUCCCGUAGAAACGAGGUUGUUUACAGUGACGUAUACAUGUUAGAUGACGACAUGAAAUGGAAGAUUUUACCACCUAUGCCCAAGCCUGAUUCUCAUAUAGAGUUUGCAUGGCACAUUGUUAACAAUUCUAUUGUUAUUGUUGGCGGCACAACAGAAAAGCACCCGGAAACAAAAAAGAUGACACUUGUUGGUGAAAUAUUUCAGUUUCAACUUGAUAUGCAGUCUUUAGAUGAUUCUUUCUUUUUCCCUCUGGGUUGGGAAUAUGUAAUCUUCAAUACUAGUGUUAGGAAUUGA